Colletotrichum karsti is the source of this 813-nucleotide messenger RNA. RefSeq lists its product as uncharacterized. NCBI's taxonomy places the organism in Eukaryota, Fungi, Ascomycota, Sordariomycetes, Glomerellales, Glomerellaceae. The record is from RefSeq and is a predicted model, not a curated record. Gene Ontology annotation, biological process: tRNA wobble uridine modification. The transcript has 3 exons. Gene Ontology annotation, cellular component: elongator holoenzyme complex. The coding region runs from base 1 to 813 and encodes 270 amino acids.
AUGGCGACGAGGAUACCGCACCUCCUCGAGACCUACCUCGCCCUCCCGCCGGAAUGCGCGCAGAUCCUCCUCACAAGCGUCCUCGGCGCCAGCACCAACUGGCUCGUCCUGCGGUACCUCUACUCGUACCUGCGCAAGCCGAGCCCGGGGGCAGAAGACUCGCCGGCCGACGACGUCCGCGUCGUCCUCGUGAGUUUCAUGCGGGACUUUGCGUUCUGGAAAGAGGGCGCGGGAAGAUUGGGUCUGGAUCUCGAGGCGCUCGGUCGCAGCGGGAAAUUCGUCUUCGUCGACGGGCUGAGUGGGUUGUUCACGGGUGUCGCGCCGCCGGCGGCCAAGGGCAGGAGGACGCUCUGCGGGGCGAAGCUCCCGGACGUCCAGCGCGAGCUCGAGGCUGCCGUCUCGGACGUGGCCGUCGCGGACGGCAAGACUGUCUUGAUUGUCGACCAGCCUGAUCUGCUACUCGCCGCAGCUGGGGAGGGUGUCACGGGGCUGACGUUGAGGAAUUUGUUGCUUGAUGUACAGGAGAAAGUCCACGCCUCGAUCGUUACUGUCGCAGCAGACGAGCCGCUUGUGGCUGCGCAGGCUACGACGCUGGAGAAGGAGCAAGCGAGCUUCGUGUUGGGGCUUGCGCACGCCGCGGAGACGGUCGUCAGCUUGCGAUUGCUGGACACGGGGACGGCGAGCGACGUUAGCGGCGUAUUGAGGAUCACUGCUGGAGGCGAUGGGGACGGGGAGAGGGCUGUUGAGGAGACGGAGCUGCUGUAUUUCGUGGGCGGGGAUGGAAGUGUCAAAGUGUUUGGACGGGGCCAGUGA